This is a messenger RNA of Dermochelys coriacea (leatherback sea turtle), 3387 nucleotides long. RefSeq names its product WD repeat domain 64 (gene WDR64). Gene Ontology annotation, molecular function: protein binding. The record is from RefSeq and is a predicted model, not a curated record. Lineage: Eukaryota; Metazoa; Chordata; Testudines; Dermochelyidae.
AUGUCUGAAAGGUGGGAUUCAGAAAAAGAAAAACUCAGUACUCUUUCUGAUGUGGCAAAAUUCAACUAUGCCUUGAAGCAGUUUCAGACACUGAUUGGAAAAACAGUCGCCCAGAAGAGGGAGGAAAGAUUAGGGAUGUACAUUAAAGAUCAGGAUGAAAUAGAUUAUGAUACAUUCUAUGAGACAGUACAAACCCUCUUUGGUCCAGAAGUGAAGGAUCAAGACGUUAAGACCUUUUUCAGGAAGAUUAGCAACAACCCUGAUGGAAAGAUAGAAUGGUGUGAGAUCUUUGGCUAUUUUAUAGUAGAAGGUGAUGCCCUUGCUUCCCAGCUAGAUGAAGAAAACAUGGUUUUCCUGGUGUCCCGAAGACAGCGGAUUACAAAAGCAGGUGUCAAGAGACGAGAUGUGAUUAAGUGUAUAGCAAAGGUGCCACAGUUGGAUUUCAUGAUAACAGCAUCUCAGAAGGGAACGUUAACCAUUUUUAACAGUCAGAUGAGGGUUCUGACAAGCACAAACAUUGCAGAUAGUUCCUGGGUUACUGGAUGCGAUUAUCUUACUCAGCUCAAACGGGUUGUUGCUGUAACUGAAAGGACUGUUGUCAUCUGGGAUUAUAAAUCACAAGGCAGCUGCCAGGAUAAUUGCUUCAUCAUCAAACCAAUGGAACAUUGUCUGCUCUGUGUUUGUACAGUGAAUUUAGGAGAUCAGCUAGCUAAGGAUGACAUCCUAAUGGGAGAUGAUGGAGGUCAUGUCAACCUUUUUACAGUGACCAGUGAUGACUUUGGACUAGGCAAUCCAACCAAAAAGAAAUCACAAUUACAGAUCCUGGACUCCAGGAAAUUCAAGAAUAUUAAACGAAAACUCCAUGAUGACUGGGUUGUGAAGGUUAAGUUUAUCUCUGUCCUGAAUUGUUUUGGAUCCUGCUCCUUAGACAGUGUUCAUUCGUUCGUUCUGGAUGACUUAAAGAGACUAGAGGACAACAUACCUGUUAGGGAGUUUUCUGUCCCAAGAGGAGUUAAUGCCUUCACAUACUGUGGAAAAGCAAAUAUCAUUGUUACUGGAGGUGAUGAUAAAGUUCUCCGUUUAUGGCAUCCCAAUAUAAACACCAAGCCAGUGGGGAAAUUGUUGGGACACUUAUUUAGUGUCAUGGAGAUUGUCACAAAUGAAAAAGAUCAGCACAUUAUUAGCCUUUCCGCUGCAAAGGUUUUCAGAGUGUGGGAUAUUCAGACCCUUUCGCUGCUGCAGAUCUUCCACGAUAGUCAGGGGAAACCUACAGAAAUGCAGAUCUAUGCCAUGAUAUUUGACAAUAACCAUAGCACGCUUAUUACAGGGUCAUCUGUCAUUGAUAUUUAUCCUCUAACCCGGAUGAUACAAGACACCAAACAGGUUCCACAAACGCACGAAAGAAACAUCAAUGUACUGGCUUACAACAGGGCUUUUCAUCAAGUUCUCACUGUCUGUGCUGAAUCUAUUGUGAAGGUGUGGGAGCUAGAAUGGCACCAAAUCUACCAGAUUGAAGAUGCCCAUGGGCCUAAUAUUGAAGUGACCUGUGCAGCAAUUGAUAAAAAUGGGUUUUACCUUGCUACAGGGGCCUAUGAUGGAACAUUGAAAAUCUGGGAUUUUGGAAGUGGGCAGGAAAUUAAAGCUUUGCCUGUCGCAAAUGACAGCAAAGAUGAUGAGCAGUGGCUGCUGCAGCUAGUUUAUCUGAAGGCUAGUAAGAGUCGGCAUGUGAUCCUGGCUUUGGAACACAGUGGGAAGAUCCAAAUCAUUCAGGGUAAUGAAGGUGAACCUCAUCUGACUGUUACAUGGGAGCUCCCUGAGGCUGUGUCACUUAUUCUGCAAGGGAAUCCAGUCUUGUCUCUAUGUCUGAAACCCAAUGCCAGGAAAACAAAUGGUUUUUUUCCAGAUGUUCAUCUGUUGUUUGACACAGAUCCUAAGAGAAAUAAUGAAACCCAGAAUUUACCACUGGGUGAAGAAAUGAAGUGCUUUGAUGUGUUAAAAGUAGAAGGAUACAGCUUGAUAGCUACUGGAAAUGCACAUGGUGCAAUAAUCUUGUGGGAUUUUGAAUCUGCUACUGUCAGAUACUUGGAUAAAACUUAUCAGGCUGGUCAAGAUGCUACCGGUCAAGUAUAUGGAGUCAAUGCUGUGCUAUUCCUCUUCCGGAGUGAUUUCUCUUCCAGUCACUGCUCCUCCACCACUUCAUCCCUUGUAAGUGAUAUGACUGCCACACAGGAUGCAGAAGGCAGCCACUUGAGUCUAAACAAGGAAGAUGUAAACAAUGGAGAGUCUCCAGCAACAGUAGAAGGGGAAGAGACAACCAACAAGGAAGACGUGCAACCCUCUGACACCAAAAAAUCAGCUUCUGGCUUCUCCAGAAACACAGCUGGACAUACAUGCUCACCAGUACUGGCCUCUGCUCAUGAAAAUGGCUGUGUCUGUCUAUGGACUAUUGGGGGAGAUUUACUGAGAGAAGUUUUGCCCUUCACAAAGCAUCCUGCAAUUCCUCUGACUGCUCUGUGCACAGAUAUCUCCGCUAAAAUGCUUUUAGCGGCCACCAAGGAGGGGCAUAUUAUGCACUGGAAUAUUAGCUCAUUCCUGGAAGAUCCACAGGAUGAAAAUAAGCAAAUAAAGCAGCAGCUCUACUGGCGAGCUCAUUCCACCAAAGUGGUCAGCCUAUUCUAUGAGGAGGAGAAAAACCUGGUAGUGACGGCUUCUGUGGAUGGUUCUGUCAGGCUCUGUCACGCACCAAAUGGACACUAUAUUGGUUACUUCGGACAGCGCAGGGUGUUUGAAUUAUCUGAAUCCAGUGAUUUGAUUUUGCCCUGUGAUGUUAAUGAAUUUCCCAUUAUAAUCAAAGAAGACAGCAAGUACAUGGAAAAGAAGCAGAAGUUUGAAUAUCCUCUAAUACUGGACAGGAAGAAGUGGAAAUCAUUGACCAAAUCAUCCUUGCUUUCAAAAAAGCCUAGACCCUUCGAAGUGGAUCAGGAUUUCAAGUUUUUCAAAGCCCUAGCUUCUCCUAAGAUUAACAGACAACCUUUGGAAAGUUUCAAGUCAGGAAACAAAGAGGCUGGUGUUGUGUUUGGGUCUAUACCUAUAUACAGGGUUCUCAGUCUAACAAGUCACAACGCUCUCCACCAGUUGGGGUCAAAAGAGAAGCAAGACUCAGUGGACACGAUCUUCAAAAGGAUUAAGCAUCAUAGAUUUUAUGAGCCAUCACGUUUAUCCAAGAGAAGAAGUGCAAAAAAUAGCCAGGCUACAGCGGCAAAUGUGAUCCAGUCCUUUGCCAUCUCCAUUUCCUUCCAAGGUGCAAAACCCUAAAAACUGCCACUGCUGUUAUCAAAAAUAAACCUUGAGAUCACUGCAAAUCAUACGUAGUCAAAGUAAUUGUUA